Messenger RNA from Sphaeramia orbicularis (orbiculate cardinalfish), 2321 nucleotides. RefSeq names its product aquaporin 9b (gene aqp9b). NCBI's taxonomy places the organism in Eukaryota, Metazoa, Chordata, Actinopteri, Kurtiformes, Apogonidae. The coding region runs from base 118 to 984 and encodes 288 amino acids. Gene Ontology annotation, molecular function: water channel activity; urea transmembrane transporter activity; glycerol channel activity. Gene Ontology annotation, cellular component: basolateral plasma membrane; plasma membrane. The transcript is spliced from 6 exons. Gene Ontology annotation, biological process: water transport; glycerol transmembrane transport. The record is from RefSeq and is a predicted model, not a curated record.
CUUAACGUGCCGUGGGCUGUGGGAGGCGGCAACCUGCAUCGACAAUUACAGACACUCACUCCGAGUUGUUAGCUGUUUGUUCUGCUCGGAGGAAGACAUCAAGCACCCAGAGAAAAAAUGGAAAGUGAGAGCAAGAGAAAAAUGAAGGAGAAAUUUGGCCUGAGGCGGGACAUCUUUAAGGAGUUCCUGGCGGAGUUUCUGGGGAUAUUUGUCCUAAUACUCUUUGGAUGUGGUUCAGUGGCCCAGACAGUGCUGAGUAAAGGGGCUCUCGGGGAGCCCUUGACCAUCCACAUUGGUUUCACUCUGGGAGUCAUGAUGGCUGUCUACAUGGCAGGGGGAGUGUCAGGAGGCCAUGUGAACCCUGCUGUCUCUCUUGCAAUGGUGAUCCUGGGAAAACUCCCUCUGAAGAAGUUCCCGGUGUAUGUGGCAGCUCAGUUCCUCGGGGCUUUUGCUGGAUCAUGUGCUGUCUACGGGUUGUAUUAUGAUGCUUUGAUGGAUUUCACCAAUGGAGAACUUGUUGUUACUGGUGCAAAUGCCACAGCCAACAUAUUUGCAUCAUAUCCCGCCAAACAUCUGUCAGUCCUCAAUGGAUUUGUCGACCAGGUAAUUGCGACUGGCAUGUUGGUCCUUUGCAUCCUGGCCAUCACAGACAGGAAGAAUAUCGGCGCUCCAAAAGGCAUGGAGCCUCUGUGCGUCGGCCUCGCCAUCUUGGCCAUUGGAGUGUCCAUGGGUCUGAACUGCGGUUAUCCCAUCAAUCCUGCUAGAGACCUCGGCCCUCGGUUCUUCACUGCUGUUGCUGGUUGGGGAAUGGAAGUAUUCAGAGCUGGUGGCUGCUGGUGGUGGAUCCCCGUGGCAGGACCGAUGGUGGGUGGAGCAGUUGGAGCCGGCGUUUACUUUCUGGUCAUUGACUUGCACCAUCCUGAGCCUGAAAAGCAGGAGGAGAACAAUAUUCAGGACAAAUAUGAAAUGGUGACUAUGAGCUAAAAUAUAGAACAAGAAAAGCAAAGCAGAGCAACAAAUCUGUUGCUGUUUGAAAGUAGAAGUCUUUUAUACACUAAAGUAACAGUUUACAGUAAGGAGUCUGUUUUAAACACUUAAGGUUUAUGUUGUAAUAACAGGCAUGAAUCUGAAUAUGCAACGCCACUGUUAUUUAUAAAAUAUGCAUGAAUGUUUUAUGAAGCCUUUGACACAAUUUUUAUAGAAGGUUAAAUCGAUCUAUUGCUGUCUAAUGCUUACAAAUUACAUUUCAUCCAUUCAUCAUAACCCUAUAUUCUGUUUUAACUCAUUACCCUACUUCUGUAUUAUUUCAUGUGUUAUUGAUUAUAAGUGUAAUAAUCUCAUGUCAUUAGAACAAUUAUUUGCCAAGUUCCUAUGAAGCUUUUUUUUCUUUUUACUGUUAACCUACAACUUUAUAUUUAUUUAGCACUUCAGAAACAGCUGUUGGACCUUUGUCCAAAUGUAUAAAUGUACUCAUUACUAAUAUUUUAAACCAGUGUGUCACGAUAUGGUAUGAAAUAAUGUGCUUUGUGGAGUGACUUCCUUAUUUUAUUUCACUUCAUCCUUUGCAUGGAAAUACACUCACAUGACUGAUUGUUUUACCUUGUUUUGUUAUGUAAAUUUCUUUAAGUAUACAAUCUCAAAGGAUAUAAUGAUUUUAAAAUUUUCAUUCCUCCCCAUAAAUUGUCUACCGUAUCAACUGACAAGCCAUAACUGAUUAGAAAAUGUGAUAAAACACAUAUCUUAGGGGAAGAUUUCUGUUUUCAAGAAAUAUAUACUGCUGACACUGAUAUUUCAAAAAAAAAAAUUGCUUGAAAACUGUGAAGUGAGAGUGUAUAACACUGGUAUUUUUUCUUAUAUAGUUUGUCAUUUGCAUAGAGAUACAUUUAUUUGUUUUAGAAUAAUAUGCAUGACAGAAUGGAUGCAUAUCGUAUGAUGCUGAUAUAUGUUUCUUAAUACUUGUGAUAUUAUUGCAGUACACUGAAUGUCGUUUUACAUGAGCGCAGAAGUUAAGCAGGCUCUUACACAAGGCAUUUGGCAAAGUGACAAUCACCUUUUUAUGUGAGGGAAGUUUUCUGGUUUUGCUCUGCUUUGGGGAGCAUCGUCUGCUCGUUUUUCUGUCGAUGGCUAAUUUGCAGUGAAGUGGUUUAUACUUUUAUUCUUAUUGUCCUACACUUUGGUGUCUUUUGUUCUUAUUGCUUAUUUUGAGCUGAUUUUACUCCUAUCAUUAUUCUCUGAAGUACUUUCUGUUUGGUUUUCUUUUACACCUUUCAGUGUAUCCUAUUGUAAUAUGGAAUAAAGUUUGCUGAAGUGAUUUUUAUUUA